Messenger RNA from Oryzias melastigma (Indian medaka), 3442 nucleotides. RefSeq names its product CD2-associated protein. Lineage: Eukaryota; Metazoa; Chordata; Actinopteri; Beloniformes; Adrianichthyidae. The record is from RefSeq and is a predicted model, not a curated record. The coding region runs from base 284 to 2254 and encodes 656 amino acids. The transcript is spliced from 19 exons. Gene Ontology annotation, molecular function: protein binding.
UUUCCGGCUGUUUUGGAUUUCAGGCAGCUGCCGGAGCCCAAGAAAGGUGGAGACUCCCGAUGAACUUCCUGCACGGCAAUCUGACUUGAAGACUGAACGGAGGAGGCUGCCGCGGAUGCUGCUGGCUCUAAUGGAUACUCGGUUUCUUUCCCGACCGUGAAUCAAUUAAAAAAAUAGCACUUUGUGACUGUCCCCCCACCCCACCCCCUUCUUCUCCCACACACCUGACUGCUAGCGGCGAAGAUUCCCGACGUUUGAUCGUGCGGCGCAGCGCAAGGGAGGAAUGGAGGUGUUGGUGGAGUUCGAGUAUGAGGCGCUUCACGAUGACGAGCUGACCCUGCGGCCGGGGGACAUCAUCAAGAACGUGCGCUACAUAGAGGAAGAUGGCUGGAUGGAAGGGGACCUGCACGGGAAGAGGGGAGUCUUUCCGGACAACUUUGUUAAGGAAAUAAAGGACCGCAAAGAAGUCAAGGAGACCAAACAUGAGCCGAAAGAAGAAGCCUCCGUGCCUCAGAAGAGAGAGAAGAGCGCAGGAACCGUUGCCAACUUGGUCCAGAGGAUGAGCGUUAUCGGCUUCCCCACCGGUGGCUUCCAACCUCCGACACCAGUAAAGAAGCCCAAGAAGCGACUGUGCAAAGUGCAGUUCGAUUAUCAUCCGCAGAAUGAAGACGAGCUGGAGCUCAAGGCAGGAGACAUCAUCGAAAUCACAGAGGAGGUGGAGGAAGGCUGGUGGAGCGGCAACCUGAACGGCAAAUCUGGACUGUUCCCGUCCAACUUUGUGAAAGAAAUCGAGGCAGCUGGAGAGGAAGUGGAGUCCAGCGACGCCAACACAGAUGAAGCCGAUGGAAGUGGAACAGAAGGAGCCACCACCCCCACCUCGCCUCAGUCCGCUUCCGGCAGCGGAGCCAUUGCCCAGCCCAAGAAGGUCCAAAAAUUCGGCUACGGAGACAUUUUCAAAGAGUCGUCCUUCAAGCUAAAGCCAGUGCCAUCAUUACCAUCCUCUGCAAAGCCCACCCUGCCCAGCACCACCGAGCCCCAGAGGGUGGAGGGAGACGGCAAACCCAAAGACGUCAGUGUUCCGGCUCCAGCAGUAAAGGAGUACUGUAAAGUUACAUUUGCCUUCGAGGGAAACCAUGAGGAUGAAUUGUGCCUGAAAGAGGGAGACAUCGUCCAGAUACUGAGCAAGGACACGGGGGAGGUGGGCUGGUGGCGAGGCGAGAUCGGAGGAGAGCGAGGAGUCUUCCCCGAUAACUUUGUGGUUGUCAUUUCUGAGGCGGAAAGAGAGAGUUUGAUGUCGCGAGGAUCCAUAAAGUCGUCACCAAAGCCGGAGUUGGACCCGAAACGGAAGAAACCACCUCCACCCACAAAAACCGCAGCUCCAAGGCCAGAGAUCCCCUUCACUGACAGGAAGCCUCAUCUAAAGCCUGAGGAGAGAGUGGAAAGGCCUUCUCCAGAUCCCAAACCCCACAAGCCGGCGCCCGUGGUCCCUCCCAAAAAGCCCAUCCCACCAGGAAAAAGCAAACCUGGAAGUUUCCCUCCAAAGAGACCCGAGAAGACUUUUGUCUCCUCCCCAAGCUUCAGAGAAAAUGGAGAGGUGUCCUCGUCACGACCCAAACCAGAAGUGGAGCCGGUGGCUCCCUGCAAACCCAAACCUCUGAACGUGAGCGUGGAGGACAAGCCCCCUGAAGGGGGUAAAGACAGGCUUCAACCAGCUCCCCAAACCCAGCUCCCACCUGCAUCAGACCUGAUGAGUUUUGACGACUUGUCGUCUGCGCCGGAGAAGCUCUCUCACCCCACGGCGAACAGACCGAAGAUGCCCGGCAGGAGGCCGCCCACCCAGUUUGUGGCGGAGAAAUCGCCUACGAAGGAAACGGUCGGGGAGAAGUUUUUCAAGUCUGAGGACGAGGAAGCAGCAAAGCCAAAGCUAACGGAAACCAGGAAGCCUUCCAUCAACAGCCAGUCGCCGCAGCUCAGCAAGCCCGCCGAGGCCAAAGCGGCCCCCGCGGCGUCCCCCAGCGUGGACGCCAUUGCCCCGCAGGGCGGCAAAGCCCGGCUGGAGCCCGAGGAGCCAAACGCUCAGCUGGAAGACCUCAGGGGCCAAAUCAAAGACCUGCUGCUGUCUGUGGAGCUGCUCAAAGUCCAGCAAACGAAGGAGAUCUCGGAGCUCCGAGUGGAGCUGGACGAGGAGCGGCUAAAGCGCCUCACCCUGCAGAUGGAGAUAGAGAAGCUAAAGAAAGUCGUCUACUCGACGUGAACCCAGCCGGCUCCCAGCUCAGCUGCUGUUCUCUCCACCAAUCAGAGAGCAGAAGGAGAGCCCCGCCCCGCCCUCUCCAGCACCAACUCUUUAACAAGACAAAAACUCCUCCCACAUUUGUAAGAUUUUCCAUUUGCACACUCGAGUCGGAGGAGUCCUUUUCGGUUCCAGAUGUUUGUAACUUUUGCCAACGGAAAGACUCAGAGGCCUUAUUUCCAAACUGCUGUGCUGGAAAACUCUCUCAGUACUACUGACUUGACGUAAAGCAGGGGGCGCUCUUUCCUCUUUGUCUUUGUUUCUCCUUUUGUUCGUGAUGCACAAAUGUUUGAUUUUAAAAGCUGUUGGUUUGGGAUGAGAGGGUUUCCUGCCUGCACAGCGCCGCAGCGCUUCACUCUUUUAUAUGUUUUCUAACAUUCCUAUCCAGGGUUACACUACUGUGCCUGUUCCACUCAAUGUUUUCUAAUGGGAUGUUGAAUAUUUGCAGCAUGGUAUAUAUAAAUAUAUAUAUAAAUAUAUGACAAAUAUCUAUAUUUUUAAUCUACAGACAUGAAUAGUCAAAUGCUAUAUAGAGAGCAUUUUUCUAUCCUAUUUUUGUCACUGGGAAUGCUGUCGGAGGUUAAAGCAGAGUUCUCCUUUUCCAGCCUUUUUCUUUUUUUCUCAUUUCUAUCUGGCACUUUAGCUCUAAUUCAAAUCAACUUUUUUAUUUUAUUUUCUCUGCUCCACAUUUCGAAGCAUCUUCCUGGUGAUGGAUGGAUGUGCUAACACCUGAUUCUUGUUUUAGUUUUUUUUAUUUCAUGUACGAAUUGUCAGGAGAAGUGAGGAUUCUCCAGAUGCAGUGACUGAAUCCCACAUCCAUUCAGCUCAAAUUCCAACUGCGAUGGCAAUCUCCACCGUUUCUCCCAGAUCUGUGCUCCAAACUGGAGAACCUCCACUUCCAUAUUCCUCAGGCGUACAUUUCCACGUCUUUUUUUUUUUAUGUAUCUCACAAAUGUCUUAAGAGUUUCUCUGUUUUUUAAGCUUUUGGGAACAAAGCUCCCGCUCUUCAUGAGUAUCUGCUAUGAAGCUUUGACCAGCUGAACAUUCCCGAGUUUAAACAAGUUCUUUGCUGUAUUCGGUUCUUAUUUCCAGUGACUUUUGUUUACAACGGCUGUAUUCAUCGCAAGAAUGAAUAAAUAUCAUCUCUGUUUA